Peronospora belbahrii is the source of this 282-nucleotide messenger RNA. Lineage: Eukaryota; Oomycota; Peronosporomycetes; Peronosporales; Peronosporaceae. The record is from the annotation of a GenBank genome assembly.
AUGAGCUCUUCAGAUGCAUCAAAAACCGACAGUGGUCCGACAGGUGGUCCCACUGACGCGCAAGACCUCACCGUUUUCGUGCAAAGUCUCUUGGAGCAAAUGCAAUCACGGUUUGCGCAAAUGUCUGAUGCCAUUAUUGGAAGAAUAGAUGAAAUGGGGUCCCGCAUUGAUGACCUGGAAAAGUCUAUUGCAGAUCUAAUUGAGCAGACAAAUGAAGAUGGCAUCAACAAGAACCAGGAGAUGCCGGCAUCUGCAGCUCAAGACAAGGUUGAGCGUGUGUAA